GCAUCGGAGCUGGGGCUCCCCCAGGAGGGCGAGUGGCCGCAGCCUGCCCAGCCCCAGCGGAGUCCCCACACCAGGGCGGGGGCCGAGGCAUCCUGCACCCUGGGCUCACUCGGGCUUCAGCCUCCUAGCAUGAAGGCAGACAGACUGAAGAUGCUGCAGCCUGGGGUCCCCUCAGCAACCUGCCCAGGCCUGGGCUGCUCACCUCUGAAGCCUAGUAUCUGGGAUGAACCUCCCUGUGGGCAGGUGGGGGACAGAGCCCUGAGGAACAGACACUCCCUCCCCAGGCUGGCCCAGGACGCUCCCCAGGCAGAAGGGGGUACCUGGCAGGCAGGGGCUGCCCCCAGGGACCCUGUGCUUCAGGGCACUGGAGGCCAAGGGCCUGCUCCCGAGGGGCCCCUGCACCCGAGCCCUCAGCCCGGCCUGGUUGCAGACCCCACCCUCCCAAGUGCUCAGAGCAGCAGUCCCCAAAAGAGACUUGGGGACAGCGAUGCCCACCCGCCCUUACUCAAAGACACCAAAGCCUCCCCUGAAGAGGCAGGGCAACCGGCUGCUGCCCACUCCUCGGGGCGCUCAGCGGCGACCCAAGUCCCCCCAGGGGCGCGGCCCUUCGCGUGUGCCGAGUGCGGGGAGGUCUUCACCUGGGUCACCCACUUCAUCGAGCACCAGAAGCGCCACCUGGAAGAGGGACCCUUCUCGUGCCCCGAGUGCGGCAAGGCCUUUCUGCACGCCUCCGUCCUGGAGGAGCAUCGGAAGAUCCACCUGCUGCAGCCGCUGCCCAAGAGGCCCCGGCGGGGCGGGGGCGAGGGGCCAGGGGAGGCCGGCCCGUUGCAAGCGGCGGAUGGAGGCCCCCGCGCCCAGGACGCGGAUGGAGACCGACGCGGGGAGCCCUGCGGCCGCGAGCGGCCCUUCGAGUGCGGCGUCUGCGGGAAGGCCUUCCCCUGGAUGGUCCACCUCCUCGACCACCAGAAACUGCACGCCACGCAGUGA
Messenger RNA from Leptonychotes weddellii (Weddell seal), 987 nucleotides. NCBI's taxonomy places the organism in Eukaryota, Metazoa, Chordata, Mammalia, Carnivora, Phocidae. The record is from RefSeq and is a predicted model, not a curated record.